Molecule: messenger RNA, 1265 nt
Organism: Prorocentrum cordatum
Lineage: Eukaryota; Dinophyceae; Prorocentrales; Prorocentraceae
Source: the annotation of a GenBank genome assembly
AUGCUGGCGCAGCUUGCCCAGGCUGCCGUGCUGGGGGUGGCCAACCUGUGCGGUGCGUGGCUGGGGAAGUGCCGGCCGCCGCCCUGCCCGGCGGCGCCGCCGUGCCCGGCGGCGGCAGCCUGCCAGUGCCCGCCGGCGCCGGCGCUUACGCGCCCGCAGGUGAGCGUCACCUGCCCGGCGCCGGCCGCGGAGGCCCUCGCCUGCCCAGGGGCGCCGCCGCCGCCGCCGUGCCCGCCGGCCACCGCGCGCCCGCCGGGCGACGCGGCGAGGGCGGGCGCGCCCGAGGCGGAGAGCCGGCACGUCUGCUGGCCGGAGGCGAGCGUGGCGUUGAGCUUCGCGUGCGGGCUGGGCGGGCUGGCGGCGCUGGUCGGGCUCGUGCUGGGCACGUGCUGCGCCAGCCGCCUGGUGAUCUUCGGGGCCCCCGAGUGGCGCUGGGCAGUGUUGCUCGCCGGACUGGUGUCCUCGGCCUUCUGGGCCCUGGUGCUGACGCUGGAUGGUGACAUGUGCAUCGAGGGCCGCGGCGAUGCCGAGGCAGUGCGAUGGUCGUGGCCGAGCAACGAGGUGCCGAAGAGAGCCCCUCGGCAGCUGAUCUACCACUUGGGGCAGAGCGUGGGGCGCCCUGGUGGGAACGGCCGCCGCGAGGACGACGUGGCCUUCAACGGCUCCGAGCUGUUGGCGGGCCGCAAGGGGGUCAACGCGCUGAUGAAGAAGCCCGAGCUGAUCGAAGACAUCGGCGCUGGCGACGUCGAGGCCUAUAGGUGCUUGCCGCCGGCCAAGGCGGAACGAGGCGUGCGACGUGUUAACGUGGCAGAGCAGCAGGCCCGACCGGCGCCUGGACCUCCGACGGCGGACUGGUGCCCGCAGGCCCCCACCCACCGCAGCGAGGGCCCCGUCGGCGGGGAUCGCCGCGGCGAGGCGGACAGCCGGCUCAGCCUGGACCAGUGGGGCGUCACGGGGCACGAGACCUUGGCCAAGAUCCUGGAGCGCCGAGGCACCCACGACCAGUGCGACGCGGUGAACCGGGCGGGCGGCGAGGACAUCCUGAGUCGGACGCGGCUCGAUGAGCGCUUCUACUACGAGGUGGGCCGGGGGGCGGAGACCGGCAAGUGGCAGGACGUGAGGGGCGGCAGGGCCGCUCGCGUGGAAAAGAUGGCGAUCUUGCGCAGGAAGCGCCGCGAGUACGGAGAAGCGAAGAUGGCUUCGGAGCUCCUGUCGCACGUGGUGGCCGAGCUAGGGCGGGACUCUGGCAUUGCGGAGCAGAUGAG